Messenger RNA from Triplophysa rosa, 2917 nucleotides. Its product is annotated as transmembrane protein 42. The transcript has 3 exons. NCBI's taxonomy places the organism in Eukaryota, Metazoa, Chordata, Actinopteri, Cypriniformes, Nemacheilidae. The coding region runs from base 108 to 575 and encodes 155 amino acids. The record is from RefSeq and is a predicted model, not a curated record.
UCACGGUGGCGCAGCAUCCCCGCGCGCGCGCGCGCGCACGCACGCACGCACACGCGGAGAGAGAGAGAGAGAUGUGAGAGCUUGAGUGAAGUUAUGAGCUGAUCGUCAUGUUUCCCGGUGUCGUCUAUGCGCUGCUGGCCGGGUUUCUCGGCGCCGUGGCGAGCUCGUCCGCGAAACUGUCUCUCGGUACCAAUUAUCUGAAGGGCGUGUGUGAGACGGGUCUGAGGACGUGGGGAGAGCAGAGGAGGUUCACACAAGACAACGAAACCACCGCCUGUGACUGGUUACACAUUCCACUCAGACUGCUGUGUGGUGGUCUGCUGUUCACCUGUAAUGCCGUGAUGUGGACGUUCCUGGCGAAGGCGCUCCGUAGCUCGUGUUCAUCUACUUACACCACUGUGACCACAACGGCAUCCAACUUCAUCUCCUCUGCAUUUCUGGGGCAGCUAAUAUUUGGAGAGAGCCACAUUGCUCUGUGGUGGGUGGGCAUUUCAUUGACUCUCUCCGGUCUUCUGGUGCUACAUCACACUUCACCGCACCUCACACAAUCGCACGGCAACAAGAGAGACGACUGACGACAGCACACGCACACGUGACACAUGCCUGUAGAGGAACCUUUGUGAUGAAUCUGGGUUUAUAAACAUAUCCCAUAUCACUCCGGGUGAAAGUAGCAUUAAUAAUAACGAAACGAUAUUCUUUACAUUCAGCUUCCUGGAGACAGAUUGAGGGUUUUAAUUUGUUUGCUUCACUGCACCAAAGUUGCUGAGGUUCAGUUUGAAACGUUCCGAAUCUCACGUGUAAAAAAUCUCAUCUCGUGCCAAAGACGAAUAUAUUGAAACGGUGCAUUAAUAUGAAUCACUGUCGGUGUUAGAGAUGAAACUCAUUUGUGUCACAUUUCAUCCCAACAUCAAAAGAAGAAACUCAACAAUUAUAUUGUGUGUAAAAAUGACAACUAUUGAGAACCGUUGCACUGUUACAUCGUUUUCAUAAAAAUGUGCGACAAUAACAUCCAAAUUCUCAUUAAAAUCACGCAAGAAAUGAUCUUGUUAUAAAACAUUUGGAUCUUUUACUUUCAUUGUCGUAUAAAUAACGUAAAGUGCAAGAAAAGCAAUAUUAAUCGAAGCGUUUAACAUAGAAACCACAAUAGCCACAGUUGAACCAUUUAUAGUAAAAUUGUCCAAAUGUAAAUGCUUAUCAAUCUGCUAAAAAACAUGGUUACUACCCUUUUACUAGAGUAAAACCAUGCUUUUCCUAAAGGUUCUCCCUAAAGCAAGUCAUUCAAUUAAUAAAACAUUACAAAAGUAAUUCAAUUCACGACCUCUGGUCUGCAUUUCCAGUUUUAGUGAAAGGCAGCCGAACGUUCAGUCUGUUGUGAUGUUUCAUGACCUUCAAGCAGAAAUCAGAAAGCAUCUCAGAUGCAUGAAACACGACGUCUGCUGCAUGUGCACUCGUGAGCUUGAAGUUUUCUCAACACUGUGAUCUCUUUGUGUGUGUGUGGAGGAUAACGGCGCAAUAAUAGCAAGAAACCUCUCUGAGAGCUGGACUAGAACAUGAGAAGAGGAUUUUUUCACACAUAUCUUUAUGCAUGCAGGCAUCUGAUGAUGUGACGUGAGACACUUUCUGUAGCUGUAUGAAUGAACACAAAUAUGAAAAAACUGGUGGUCAAAGCCAACUUAAAGUCAACAUUUACAUCUGUAAUAGACAUGUGCUGUAGAAACAAUGUGGGUUAUACCAGUUCAGAGGCGAGACGCCGAAAGAAGGAGACGGAAAGAGGCAAAGCUAUUACAUUUUUGAUCAAAGAUUAUAAAGACGAACGUUAUUGUCUUAUCAUCCCGAAAAGAAAAAUCACAGAUGAUCAAUUAUUCAUCUCAAUUAUUCCUCCUAGACAGCGACAAGACGAAACGGAGAGCAGAUGGAAACUUGCUUAAGUCUCAUCUGUGUCUCAGAUAUCUCUCCUGAGAAAAGGAGGAAUGACAGAGUUUCAGAAGAGAUGUCAACAACUCACACAUUUCUCAUCAAAACCGCUACAGUCUACUGUACAUUCAUUUACACCUCCAGACUCUCGUUUUAUUUCUCCUGAGCAAAUUCUGAGCAAUAGAACAUUCUUCUGGAAUCAUAUUGGGAUAAUGUUGACUUUAAAGUGGUUGGACUGGGUAUCUUCAUCUGAGUUGGAACCAGCCAGGAGCUUAAAAUGGUUUCACUGGUUUUGCAGGCGUGAUAGAGAGUUUUACUUUCUGUGAAUUUCUUUGUUCUUCCUGUGUGCCGGGUCUCCACUGGAGUCACUGUAUAGCUGCACGAGACUCACAGAGCAGCUUAAUGUCAGAUCUCAUCAAAUAAAUGGACUGAAUGCACAUGGAAGUCUAGACAUAAUGCAACACAAUUUCCUAAUCCAACGGAACGUGUCAUGAAGUCCCUGGCAAUGUGAAGUUUCUCUGUGUUUAAUGUUGACCACAUUCAUUCACCCUAAUGUGUUUUAUUAUCAUUAACACAUUACAUCCCAGUUGACGUUCUCAUGAGUGUUAUCUGACAAUGAAAUGCAGUCAUUGUUUAUAAUUUAUAUAAAUGACUUCUAAAAUAAUGACGUGUUUAAUAAAGCAAACGAAUAAAUGUCGGGGUUGAUGUGAUCAUCUAAUGAUUCAUUAAUUACCUGUCUGUUUAAAAACACUGUGUGAUUACUGUACUGUGUUAAACUGUAUUCCACAUGUAUACCGUUUUUUUUUUAUUAAAUGUCUACACAAAUAACUCUGUAAAGUCACCGUGAUGAAAUGAUACUACAGUAGCAAUUCAUUAAAGUGUACAUAGAGAAACAUCAGUUACGAUUGAUUCUGUGCUUUUGUAGAUAUCACAGAAUGAGAUAAAACAUCAUGUUUACUCAUAAAAAUGUUUGAGAGUGAACUAAAAUCUCACCUCAUGUUGG